Molecule: messenger RNA, 1730 nt
Organism: Carassius gibelio (silver crucian carp)
Lineage: Eukaryota; Metazoa; Chordata; Actinopteri; Cypriniformes; Cyprinidae
Product: ras-related protein Rab-26-like
Exons: 8
Coding region: 10-582 (190 amino acids)
Cellular component (GO): Golgi apparatus; endosome
Molecular function (GO): GTPase activity; GTP binding
Source: RefSeq, a predicted model, not a curated record
CUCCAGGUGAUGCUGGUUGGUGACUCUGGGGUGGGGAAAACCUGUCUGCUGGUUCGCUUUAAAGAUGGAGCGUUUCUAGCUGGGAGCUUCAUCUCAACCGUCGGUAUAGACUUCAGAAAUAAGGUGCUGAGCAUUGACGGUGUGAGAGUUAAACUACAGAUCUGGGACACGGCGGGACAGGAGCGAUUCAGGAGUGUGACGCACGCCUACUACCGAGACGCUCACGCUCUUUUGCUGCUGUACGAUGUGACAAAUAAAGCGUCUUUUGACAACAUACAGGCCUGGCUCACAGAGAUUCAUGAGUUCGCUCAGCAGAACGUCGUGAUCAUGCUUCUGGGUAACAAGGCUGAUGCUACACAUGAAAGGGUUGUGAAGAGAGAGGAGGGUGAAAAACUGGCCAAGGAGUUUGGUGUUCCCUUCAUGGAGACCAGUGCUAAAUCAGGCCUGAAUGUGGAGUUGGCCUUCACUGCAGUGGCCAAGGAGCUGAAGCACAGGGAGAUGAAGGAGCCGAACGAGCCCAAGUUUCAGCUGCAGGAGUACGUUAACAAGGAGAUGAAGGGAGUCGGCUGCUGUCGCUCAUAAACCCUCUCUCUCUCGCUGUCUGUCUGUGUGUUUUUCCGCUUUCAUCCUCUUCUAUCACAUAAAUCGGUUGCCUGUCAGAUAUUCUGCGGCUCUGGAGACUUGUGUUCUAUCUUUGGACCUCACAGCUCACAAACAAUAGCCAAUGACACAAAGCAAACACGGCGUGAAGAGCAGCCGUCAUCAGAAUGCAAUUGGCACGUCCUUAAAUAUUUGCACCCCACAUAAACACAGACCCACCUCUCGGAGCAGCUGCGAAUGUACGUUCAACUCACGACCAUGAAGUUUGCUUUUAUCGCAUGAAAACAAUCAGUCAGUAGUUAGAUUCAGAAGCACACAUUGAUCCCAAACAUGCAAAUUUAAACUAAAGAAUUAGUAGAAAAAUUGUCAGAUUAAAAAGCUGCAAUUACCUUUUUGUGUCGGAAACGUUCAAUGUUUAUUUCAAUUAAAUUUAUCAAAGGAACUCGCUUUUUUUACACUUACUUGCAUAUGUUAUAUUCUCUCCAGUUUUGUCUUUGUUUUUUAUCAAUGUCUUUUCAUAACAUAUGAACUCAUAUUAAAGAUGUAUGUAUUGUACAUAUGAAAAAUAUCAUAUGGUACUUACAGUAGUUUGCGUACAAUAGAAUCGAUGUUUUAUGUUUAAUGUCCUGUAAGCUGAAUAUAUAGAAAGCUUUCAUUAGAAGAAGUGUCUUUAAGUGAUGUUCUGAAUUAAACAAGUUGAUGUAAUGUCAGAUUCUGUGCGUACUGUGCAUCGUUUAAUAUAUCGUGCUGUACAAAUAUUUUUCAGUACUAUGGCUUUUGCACUUUUGUUCUUGUUGUUGCUGAUAUUUUUAUAUCAUUUGAAACUAAAGGAGGAACCGUUUAUGGACUGAAAUGAAUGUUUUGUUGGUCAGGAAAUUUCUACGGAUGUGCCAUCUUUAACUGCUCACAGAUUUUUGACAACAAAUCAACUGAUGUAUAUAAGUUGAAUUUAUUUUAAGAAAUUAGAUGAAGUUGUAAUAUCAGAGAAAUGACAAGCAAUGAUAUACAGAACUUUUUUCUAUCUGGUAGGUGAAUGCAAAGAAUUGAUCUGUGUUUUGUUUUUGUUUUUCUCAAGGUUUUUAUGUAAUAUGUCUUGUAUUCCCAACAAUAAAAUCUGACAGUGAAGUGAA